Notodromas monacha is the source of this 4488-nucleotide messenger RNA. The record is from the annotation of a GenBank genome assembly. NCBI's taxonomy places the organism in Eukaryota, Metazoa, Arthropoda, Ostracoda, Podocopida, Cyprididae.
AUGGAUUAUCGUUCGGAAAAUCUGCGAUAUUCUGGAGUCGGAGUUCCAAUGUUCGAGCUGUUCGUGAAGAAAUCCAACGUGAAAUUGCUGAUCCGUGUGAAGGCGGAUAUUUCUGUUGGAGAAUGGAAAUCUCAACUUUCAGAAUACUUCAAUUUUCCCGUCCAGUCAACAAUUUAUCUCAUAUUCGCUGGAAGAAUUCUUGUUGACUGUGAAACCCUUGUGGAAGUUGGACUGACUUCCGGUCUUACUGUUCAUUGUGUGGUGAAAACUGCUCCAGCGCUCUCAGAUGACAGCAUAAGUGAUGGAAGCACGGAUCCUGCUGGAUAUCUGCAACCGUCUACGAGUGGCAUUGAAUUCUCGAAGAAACGUUCCGCACAUGCUCCGAAGCGAUGUCGCAGAGCGUCGAAGAAACUUGUGCAUCGUGCUCUGAUGUGGAUUCUAAAGACCGAUGAAAAUGCAGUAUUAGCGGCUCUCUCCAAGAGACCGGCGAUCUUCGAAUUGUUGGCCAAUAAUAAUCAACUGAUCAAAGCAUUCCUGGAUUCCGUCCAACACAGAAUGCUGCUCAUGAGUAAACGAGCAGCCGAUUCGGAGUUUUUACGUCGUCGAGACCGAGCCCUCUCGAUACUUGAGUCUACACCGAGUGGAUUUGCUCUUCUGAAACGGAGAUACUUGGAAAUUCAAGAACCCUUUUCGAUGGCCGUGCAGGAACAGCUUGAUAGUGUUCAUCAACCACUUUAUUUUGAUCGGCAACCUCCGACUGAAACUCGUCCAAUGCGUGUCGAAUGCUGCGUCCCGAUGCCAAACCCGUGGAAGGAUCCGAACAAUUCGGUUCUCGGCGAGAGUUCUCUCACUGAAUUUUUCCAGGCGUUCAUUGCUCUUCUGAGUAAGUUGAGUCUACGUCAUGCUUGGAUAAUACACGAAAAGAUGAGAUUGAAGACGAAAACUUUUCGGUUCUCUGAAAGUUUAUCUCAUCAAGGGGCAUCUUCUUCUAUUGAGGGUAACAUGAAGAGUCUUGAGUCGGAGCCUGCGUCCAAUGAGCCGCAGUUACCAAUAGUCAAUCAAUCUUCGCCGGAUUUCGAUGCAUUUUCUUCGAAGGAUAGUGAAACUGCGUCGAUUGCCUUGGAAAGUCAAUACGGAGCGCAGUUGAAUCAGAUGCUGUCGAUGGGAUUUGGAAACCGCGAAGAGAAUCUUCAAGCUCUUGGAGAGAUGUGUGGAAACGUAGAAGCCGCAGUCGCACAUCUUGCAAUGGGCCAGAAAUGGCUUUUAGCGACCGUUUGUUGGUCUUCUGCUUCCUUAUUCACCUCGUUCUUCGAUGGCACCCCGACGCAAAUAGCGUUUUUAUGCCUCGCGAUUCUCGCCAUUGUCCUGCUUCGCGGUUUUAAAGACCCGGAUAUUUUCGGCGUUGUUUGGCGGGCAGUGUUGAUCGGGGUCGGAACAGGCAUUGGACUAGUUCUUGUCGGACACCGGAAUAAUCCGAAUGUUCAGCAAUUCGGUGUUCACCUCGUGCUCGUUUCGUGUUUUCAUGUGUCCGAGUUCGUCUUCACGAGUUUUGUGGCCGGGCCCGAGGAUGAAAUUUCGACGAACUCGUUUUUGCUCAACCACAGCGUCGAGUAUGGAAUUGCAUCAGUUGCGGCAUUGGUUGAGUUUGUGUUGGAGUUGUAUGUUAUACCAGCUUGGAAGGUGAACGACUUCUGUCUGAUGCUGGGCUUAUGCAUGUGUCUCGCUGGGGAAACUGUACGAAAGCUAGCGAUUGUCACCGCUGGCUCCAACUUCAAUCACAUUGUUCAAACCGAUAAGAAAGUCGGACAUGAGCUGAUAACAUCGGGGAUUUACGGACUGUGUAGGCAUCCCAGCUAUUUGGGAUGGUAUUUAUGGGCUCUUGGAACCCAGGUCGUUCUCAUGAACCCACUUUGUUUCCUGGCGUACGCACUGAUCUCUUGGAGGUUCUUCAGAAGCCGGAUAGAAUGUGAAGAAGUUUCUCUUCUUUACUUCUUCGGAAGACGAUACCGAGAAUACCAAAACCGCGUUUGGUCGGGAAUUCCGUACGUGUCUGGUUACGUCGGGCCACAUCCAUUGGUCGACGAUGACUUCCGCAUCACAAUAAACGGUUGCGGGAGUGUUGAGAAAAAUUCGACGUGUGUGAGCAUGGCUCGAAGGUCGCGUUCGUUCGACAGCGAUUUGUCGGACGAAAGUCCGCCGCCGCGAAGAAGCAGCCGGAAGCGAUCCAGAAUGGACCUGGGCAGGGAUCGUUCGCCGUACUCUCCGCCGCCGCGAAGUUAUCGGUCGCCGCAUGAGGAAGACUUUUACGCUGGUCCUUCGUCUCGCGGCACUUACCGGGCGUUGUGCGUGACUCAUAUUGAUGAAAAGGUAUCGGACGAAAUUUUGAAAGACGCGUUGUACAAGGAGUUCCGGCGCUUCGGCGAUGUCACCAUACGAGUUAUGCAUGAACCUGACGAGCGAAUCGCAUACAUCACCUACAAAUCAUCGGACGAUGCGCAUUACGCGAGGAAGAACAAGCCUAGGAUAAUGUUCUACAACAAACCCAUCGUCGUGCAACCGGUUUACGAGUCUACUUCAGCUUCGUAUCCGAGGCCCAGUAGCAGGGCUUAUUCUCCGCUUCCGUACGACAGCCGUGCUCCUCCAAGUUAUGAUGGGAGAGGUGGCCCGCCACCGUCUGUGCCUCCUGUCGAUCCUUACCGUUAUCCGCCUUCAGCUUAUCCGUACGAAAGUGGAUACAGACCACCGCCGCCGAUGCCUGGCGGAGGAAGAUUUCCUCCGCCGAUGGUGGGUCGUUUCCCUCCUCCACCAGGCUCGUUGAUCCCACCUGGUCCUUUGGGUGGUCCUGGACUUCCUCCGACGCAAAGACGCUCACUCAACAAGAAGGACCGGUUUCCGAACUAUCUGCAACAUUUGGCCCCAGAAGAAGAUCCGUUGGCAACAAGAACUUUGUUUGCGGGGAACUUGGAUGUGAGCAUUAGCGACGACGAAGUCCGACGUAUUUUCGGCAGAUACGGUAAGCUGGAGGACGUGGAUAUCAAAAGACCUCCACCGGAUACCGGCAACGCGUACGCCUUUCUACGCUACGAAAACUUGGACAUGGCACACCAGGCGAAAAUCAGUCUCUCUGGUCAAUACAUCGGCAAGUUUUUGUGCAAAAUCGGCUACGGAAAGCCCGUGCCGACGGUGAAAGUUUGGGUUGGCGGGUUGGGUGACUGGUGCACUCAGCAACUUUUGGAGAGUGAGUUUGACCGGUUUGGAGCGAUCAAAGAACUGCAGUACGAACCUGGAGCCACGUCGGCGGCGAUCACUUACGACUCUAUCGAGGCCGCUAAAGCAGCCGUGGCGGCCAUGCGUGGGUUCGCCCUGGGUGGUUCGCAGAAUAAGAUCAGGAUCGAUUAUUUGCACGUGGAUGGACAAAGUGAUCCGGCGUCCGGGAAGUCUGGAUCGACGAGCAACGGCGGCAAGUCCGAGGGUCGGUCUCAGGUUCCGCCGCCGCCUGGGGAAGAAGCUGGAGGAGGAGAUUAUGAACCCGUUGGCAGGGAUUCCGGAGUGCCGCGUGGAGGUGGUCACAUGCGCGGGAGAGGGAUGGGUCGUGGACGCGGUUUGGGAUUCCCACCGCGUCCCAUGGGUGGGUAUCGUCCGCCACCGGUGCCCCCGAUGUACGAUCCUUAUGGCAUCCCAUCGCACCGUCCUCCGGGCCCGCCGCCGCCACCGCAUCUGGUCCCUCCGCCGAUGCAUGGCCCGCCACCGGCCGGCCCGCCGCCGCACCAUCGCCAUUUGCCGCCUCCGCCGCCGCAUUCCAUGCGUGCGCACACGCCGCCCGAAGUGGAAUACGACCACUUGCCGAGAUCGUAUCGUCCGCGAAGUCCGUAUAGCCCGCCUAGGGGAUGGUCCAUGUCCCCGCCACCGCCGUCGAUUCAUCAUCACCACUCCCGACGCCCGAGAAGUCCGCCGCCGAUUCCGAGAGGCCCGGAACGCGUGGACGACCUGAGAAUCGCCGUGGAUGUCGAACGGGUCUUGCCCGUCUGCUGGGAAGGAGGAAUUGUGUUGAAAAACUCGAUUUUUGCCACGAAAUUGCACAUGGUGCGCGGUGAGCGUGGCGCUGUUCGUGGGCUUGAUCAAGUUAUGAAAAUUGCCCAGCGACUGCGACUGGACCCGACGAAACUCGAUGACGUUAGACGCCGCCUGAGUAUGAGCCCAGGCCAUGCGGUGUUCAUCGGCUUGUCCACGUCAACGCCGGCGCCGCCUCAGGACGAUCCAUCCAUUAUCGAGCGUCCGCUCAAGCACCUCGUGGGCUAUCUGAAGCAAAAGGACGCCGCCGGGGUGGUCUCUUUGCAGACCCCGAGUGGUAUCCCAACGGGAGUCGUUUAUGCUUUCCCACCUUGUAGGUUCUCGUUCGAGUUGCUGCGCGUAUCGUCUCCGCAUCUUAUCGAGGACGAUGACGUGGAAGACCACGUCGUGGUGGUCAUGGUGGCUGGGUCUAUGUGA